GGUCCUGGUCGGUAGUCAGGGCUCCUGUUCUCUCUGGUAUCAGCCAUUCCUCCAGCCUGCAGGAUGAAGAAAACCAGCAAUACGAGACUUCUCCUGAAUGAGCCACCAAGGAUGGACAGGAAGGAGAUCAGCAGAAGAAUAUUAGACCUCACCUUGGAGAUCAUCUCCCUGCUGAGCGGAGAGAAAAUCCCAGUAAGAGUUCUGAGGGAAACUUCAUGUUAUCGCUAAAUUAUAAAGUAGAAGAUGAAGAUAUCAUGCAGCGAUCUUCUGGAGAAAACCUCAUUACCCUUAAUGUACAUCCAGGACUUCACAAUACAGAUCUUCCGUAUAUCUCCCCUGAUUAUGAGGAACCUUCUCCUGACCAAUCAAAGAUUAUCAUAAGUACAAAUUGGAAAGAAGGUAAAAGGUUCCUGUGUGGUAAAAACUUCAUAAAAAGAUCAGAUAUUUCUACACACAGUAGAAUACACACAGAAGAGAGGCCAUAUUCCUGUUCAGAAUGUGGGAAGUGCUUUAUAAAGAAAUCACAUCUUGUUAGACAUAUGAGAAUUCACACGGGAGAGAAGCCAUAUUCAUGUUCAGAAUGUGGGAAGUGUUUUAUCAGUAAAUCACAUCUUGUUAGACAUGAGAGAAUUCACACAGGAGAGAAGCCAUAUUCAUGUUCAGAAUGUGGGAAGUGCUUUACAAAGAAAUCACUUCUUCUUAAACAUGAUAGAAUUCACAUAGGAAUUAAGCCUCAUUCAUGUUCAGAAUGUGGGAAAUGUUUUUCAUAUAAAUCAGAGGUGGUUUUACAUGAGAGAAUUCACACAGGAGAGAAGCCAUAUUCAUGUGCAGAAUGUGGGAAAUGUUUUACAGUUAAAUCAAAUCUUGUUAGACAUGAGAAAAAUCACACAGGAGACAAACCGUAUUCAUGUUCAGAAUGUGGGAAGUGCUUUACAAAUAAAUCACUUCUUGUUAAACAUGAGAAAAUUCACAUAAGAGAUAAGCCUCAUUCAUGUUCAGAAUGUGGGAAAUGUUUUUCAUAUAAAUCAGAGGUGGUUUUACACGAGCGAAUUCACACAGGAGAGAAGCCAUAUUCAUGUUCAGAAUGUGGGAAAUGUUUUACAGUUAAAUCAAAUCUUGUUAGACAUGAGAAAAAUCACAGAGGAGACAAACCGUAUUUAUGUUCAGAAUGUGGGAAAUGUUUUUUAAAUAAAUCAGAAAUUGUUUCCCAUUAUAGAAUUCACACAGGAGAGAAACCAUAUUUAUGUUCAGAAUGUGGAAAGUGUUUUACAAAUAAAUCACAUCUUGUUAGACAUAAGAGAAUUCACACAGAAGACAAACCAUAUUCAUGUUCAGAAUGUGGGAGAUGUUUUACAGAAAAAUCAAAUCUUGCUCUACACAAGACAACUCACACAGGAGAGAAGCAACUUUCAUUCCAGAAUGUGGGAAAUGUUUUACAGAUAAAUCAAGUCUUGUUCGACAUGAGAUAAAGCCAUAUUCAUGUUCAGAAUGUGGGAAUGUGGAAGAUGUUUUAUAAAUAAACCAAAUGUUGUUAGACAUAAGUGAAGUCACACAGAUGAGAAUCCAUUUUCGUGUUCAUAAUGUGAGAAAUGUUUUACUAAUGCCAAAGUUAUGGAGCCUCAGAAAAUUCCGACAGGAGAGAUGGCAUUUUUAUGUUUUAUAUGUGGAAAAUAUUUUAUAAGGAAAUUAAAUUGUAAAAUUUAUCAGAUCAAAAUAAAUUACACUCCUUAAAAGGGUUCUCUGGGAAUAAAAAAAAAAGGAAA
This is a messenger RNA of Bufo gargarizans (Asiatic toad), 1763 nucleotides long. RefSeq names its product zinc finger protein OZF-like. Bases 216 to 1469 code for a protein of 417 amino acids. The transcript has 3 exons. Lineage: Eukaryota; Metazoa; Chordata; Amphibia; Anura; Bufonidae. Gene Ontology annotation, biological process: regulation of immune system process; regulation of cytokine production; negative regulation of transcription by RNA polymerase II. The record is from RefSeq and is a predicted model, not a curated record.